UAUAUGGGCACCUGUUAAUCCGAUAACCAAUAUUAAAAUGAAAGUUAACCCUAAUCAGAAUAGGAACAUAUAGAAACAGAGCAAAUGUAAUAUGUGGUUCUAGCUAAUUGGAAACAUGAUUAGUAAAAUGGAUCUAAUAAGCCAAAUCAUAUAACCUUUGGGAAAUAAAAUGCUGACUAUCAACAAAGUCAUAAUUAAUUUCAGAUUAAUUAAGGAUCAAUUUAAUAAUCUAGAAUUGGUGGUUCAUAGAUUUAAAGCAAUGUUUCUAACAUUUAAAAUGUAACAUCAUAGCCUUUAAAUUAUACUGAAUAAAAAUAGAGAUUGUCAGCAUUUAGUGGAUACUCUUAAACUGAUAGAACUGCAGGCUUGGUUAAAGAUCAAGACAUUUAAAGAAGACCAAUUAAUUUAGCAAAAAGAAAUAUAUUUUGA
Molecule: messenger RNA, 429 nt
Organism: Paramecium sonneborni
Lineage: Eukaryota; Ciliophora; Oligohymenophorea; Peniculida; Parameciidae
Source: the annotation of a GenBank genome assembly